CAAGUAGGUUGUUUCCAACAACUGUCAAUGGAAAAAAAGCACCUAAGCGGGCUCGCCCCAACUGAAAUUCAGUAACAAACCUCCAGUUGAGGCAAACGGAUCAUUUCAGGAAUAAGCAACACUAAAAAUUCAUUAUGAAUAAUCUACCGAAGAACUACACACGCCAGGAGCUCCUGGACUUUAUUCGGGAGAACGCCAUCAAUGUGCAGAAGGAGCACACUCUGUUGCACACCAACCAGGAGACAAUUGACCUUAACCUGGCCAAGAACAACUUGGCCCGAAUCGAACAGCUUCGCGAGCAGCUGCAAGAGACCAAGAACGCUCUUCUCGAUAUCAUCUUCUCGAUGAAAUUGUCUCCGGCUGCUGUUGAGGAGGAACUGGACGUUGCCGAACAAGUCUGUGAUAUCCUCGUCGAUGUAACCAAGACUCCCUUGAAUAUUCCCUACAUAGGGACUGGAAAUGCUCAGGAUGUCACCAGUCUCGAUCCGGAGGGACUAGAGGAUUCUGAUGGCGAGAUUAAGGAGCAAGAAGACAACUACUAUCCUUAGGAACACUCCCGAAAUAUCAACACUACACAUAAUCAUCAUCGGAUAAUCAGAAGGGCCUAAUCAAGAAAUCAAGAAACACUUAAUAGCCAAGAGAUCGAUUAAGAUUCUCGAGGCUUUUGUACACUUGCGAAAUUGAAUUGGAUCUAGCAAGAGUUCUCUCAUAUAACGCACACUUGAAGUUCACACUAUAAUUGCAGAUACACCUGGAUCUACACACCUGGAUCCCUAUUAUCCAACAGGGAUCCAUCGAUUACAAAUGCAUUUUAUCGGAUAGAAUGCUGGCGAACAUCUUUUAGGACACUGAUUUACACGUUUUACAUUGGCGAUAAUUGCGAUAAUAAUUCUACAAUAAACACACGAGAUGGUA
Molecule: messenger RNA, 915 nt
Organism: Drosophila ananassae
Lineage: Eukaryota; Metazoa; Arthropoda; Insecta; Diptera; Drosophilidae
Exons: 2
Coding region: 135-548 (137 amino acids)
Source: RefSeq, a predicted model, not a curated record